Anguilla anguilla (European eel) is the source of this 2967-nucleotide messenger RNA. RefSeq names its product slit homolog 1 protein-like. The transcript has 2 exons. The coding region runs from base 121 to 2865 and encodes 914 amino acids. NCBI's taxonomy places the organism in Eukaryota, Metazoa, Chordata, Actinopteri, Anguilliformes, Anguillidae. Gene Ontology annotation, cellular component: plasma membrane. Gene Ontology annotation, molecular function: protein binding. The record is from RefSeq and is a predicted model, not a curated record.
UUGGGAACGCCCAAUCAGACGUUUCAUAAAGCGAUAAGAACGGCGUUCUUCGACUGCUUCUUUGCAAGGCAAAAUUGAAAGUAGAUGUGCUGCUGUGAAAGUGGUAAAGAAUAAUUAAACAUGCAUCUUAUAAACUGCGUCUGUCUGCUGCACCUGAUGCUCGGGAGUGUGACGGGAGAGUGUGACGGGUCGUCCGACUGCGAGGUUCUCUACGAUAGAAGCAUCACCGAAAUCCCCGCCACCCAGAAAGCUGGCAUCACCCGGGUCUAUUUCGUGGGCAGCCAGAUUUCCACCAUCCCCGACCGAGCCUUCAUCAACAGUCCGCAGCUGGAGACUCUGGAGUUCCUCGACAUGCCCAUCGUGGCCGUCGAAACGCAUGCCUUCGAAGGUUUGGGCAGGUUGAGGUUAAUCGAAAUUUCCGUUACGAAUCUGACGUCGUUGCCCCUGGGCGUGUUUCAGAACCUGCCGAGCCUCGAGAAGCUGGUUCUCAAACUCAACAGAAUCCAGAAGCUUGAGAAGGGACUGUUUGAUGGCCUGAUGCUGAAAGAGCUUAAUCUUCACACCAAUGAAAUCGCCUCGAUCGACGAGGGAAUUUUCGAUCAGCUUGAAAACCUCACAUUCCUCCACCUGGCUAGGAAUAAAAUCUCCUCCAUCUCCACGGCACUGUUCGCAAAACUCAGUAAAUUGCAGAAGCUCAGACUCUACGAGAAUGGCAUCAGUGCCAUUCCUCCUGGGAUCUUCGAUGAUCUACCGGAUCUGAAAGAAAUCGCCUUACAGGGCAACAAGAUAACAGAGAUACCACCGCAUUUAUUUUCAAAAAAUACCAAUUUGGAAACAUUAUCUUUAGAGAAUAAUCUUUUGUCUGAAUUGCCUUCUGAAAUUUUUGUGGGACUUCCUAACAUAAGAUUUUUGACCCUUCAGCAGAAUCAAAUAGCCAGCCUGCCUCCCAUGCUCUUUGGCGAAAUGCUUAGAUUGUUCGACCUUAAUCUCAAUGGGAACAAUCUCACUGUCCUUCCUGCGGGAAUAUUCAGUCCCUUAAACAAACUCUGGAGGCUUGACUUAUCGCAAAACAAGUUUACCUCUUUGUCCAAGGAGUAUUUUGAAGGCCUUGUGAGACUUGCAGACUUGAAUCUAGAGAAAAAUAUGAUUGAGUCAUUAAAACCGAAAAGCUUUGAACAGAUGACAGAGCUGCGUACCCUCCGGCUGGCACAUAACAAACUGAGAACUCUUCCUGAAGGGAUAUUUGACUCUUUACCAAAACUUAUCAGGGUAUAUCUGAACAACAACCCCUGGCACUGUGACUGCAGGCUGAUAUCGUACUUUAACUGGAAGAAAGCGAACACAAAAAAGAUCAGGUCCUCUCCACCAGAGACUUGUGAAUCUCCUGAAAGUUUGAAAGGACAAGAAGUCAUGUCUCUCACAGAAGAUGAGCUGAUAUGCCCAUCCACUCCUGCAAUCGCCACUACUGUGCCUCUCACCACAACAACCAGCACUACUGUUGCCAUGACAACAGAAUUACCCACAACAACCGUCCACAUGACCACACCACCCCCCAAGCAACAACCGCCUUCCCAAGAGUGUGGCAGGUGGCUCGACUGCAAGGUUCUCUACGAUAGAAGCAUCACCGAAAUCCCCUCCACCCAGAAAGCUGGCGUCACCGGGGUUUAUUUCGUGGGCAGCCGGAUUUCCACCAUCCCCGACCGAGCCUUCAUCAACAGCCCGCAGCUGGAGACUCUGGUAUUCCUCGACAUGCCCAUCGUGUCCGUCGAAACACACGCCUUCGAAGGUUUGGACAGUUUGAGGUUGAUCGAAAUUUCCGUUACGAAUCUGACGUCGUUGCCCUUGGGCGUGUUUCAGAACCUGCCGAGCCUCGAGAGGCUGAUUCUCAAAAUCAACAGAAUCCAGAAGCUUGAGAAGGGACUGUUUGACGGCCUGUGGAUGCUGAAAGAGCUCCAUCUUCACAUGAAUGAAAUCGCCUCGAUCGACGAGGGAAUUUUCGAUCAGCUUGAAAACAUCACAUUGCUCCACCUGGCUAGGAAUAAAAUCUCCUCCGUCUCCACGGCACUGUUCGCAAAACUCAGUAAAUUGCAGAAGCUCAGACUCUACGAGAAUGGCAUCAGUGCCAUUCCUCCUGGGAUCUUCGAUGAUCUACCGGAUCUAAAAGAAAUCACCUUACAGGGCAACAAGAUAACAGAGAUACCACCACAUUUAUUUUCAAAAAAUACCAAUUUGGAAACAUUAUCUUUAGAUAAUAAUCUUUUGUCUGAAUUGCCUUCUGAAAUUUUUGUGGGACUCCCUAACAUAAGAUUUUUGACCCUUCAGCAGAAUCAAAUAGCCAGCCUGCCUUCCGUGCUCUUUGGCGAAAUGCUUAGACUGUAUGAACUGGAUCUCAACGGGAACAAUCUCACUGUCCUUCCUGCGGGAGUAUUCAGUCCCUUAAAAAAACUCAGCAAGCUUGACUUAUCGCAAAACAAGCUUACCUCUUUGUCCGAGGAGUAUUUUGAAGGCCUUGUGAGACUUGCAGAAUUGAAUCUACAGAAAAAUAUGAUUGAGUCAUUAAAUCCGAAAAGCUUUGAACAACUGACAGAGCUGAAAACCCUCCGGCUGGCACAUAACAAACUGAGAACUCUUCCUGAAGGGAUAUUUGACUCUUUACCAAAACUUAGCAGGGUAUAUCUGAACAACAACCCCUGGCACUGUGACUGCAGGCUGAUAUCGUUCUUUAACUGGAUGAAAGCGAACACAAAAAAGAUCAAGUCCUCCCCGCCAGAGACUUGUGAAUCUCCUGAAAGUUUGAAAGGACGAGAAGUCAUGUCUCUCACAGAAGAUCAGCUGAUAUGCCCAACCACUCCUGCACUACUGUGACUCUCACCACAACAACCAGCACUACUGUUGCCAUGACAACAGAAUUACCCACAACAACCGUCCACAUGACCACACCACCCCCCAAGCAACAACCGCCUUGCC